This is a messenger RNA of Seminavis robusta, 444 nucleotides long. Lineage: Eukaryota; Bacillariophyta; Bacillariophyceae; Naviculales; Naviculaceae. The record is from the annotation of a GenBank genome assembly.
AUGAGAAAGCGUGUUGGUAUUCCCUUGUUGGUGCUGUUGCUGGCAUCCCUGAGCUUUGUGUGGGCCGUGGUGGCACCCACUCAUCGGAACAUGGCGACCGAAGAGUCCAUGCGAAACUACGACUCUUCUAGUUCCAGUAGCAGCAGUAGAAGUGCAUCGUCCUCUUCCUUCCAUCGCGCCACUCAUAGCUCUUCCGUUUCGAAUGAGAAAGGGAUCAAUCGAGGACGAAGGACUCAAUUUCAGGCCCGACAUGCCCAUGUCACACCGCCCAGACUCAUCAAGCCAGUGGUAACCAGUCUGCUCCUGAUGGUGCCCGACGACAUGGUGCCACGAGCCAUCCGAUGGACCGGUCGACACUUGGAGAUUGCCAGUGUCAGCGCCACCCAUGUCAUGGCGGCCAUGACAGUUGUCAUGAGCUCCAUGGUGGUCGUCAAGAAUCGAUAA